Messenger RNA from Sphenostylis stenocarpa, 1452 nucleotides. The record is from the annotation of a GenBank genome assembly. Lineage: Eukaryota; Viridiplantae; Streptophyta; Magnoliopsida; Fabales; Fabaceae.
AUGAGCACCAUUGCAGAGAGAAAGCCUCACGCUGUGUUUACUCCAUAUCCAGCACAAGGCCAUGUGAACCCCUUGUUAAAACUAGCCAAGCUGCUUCACGUCAGAGGCUUUUACAUAACCUUUGUCCACACACAUUACAACUACAAACGCUUGCUCAAAUCAAGGGGUCCCAAUGCCCUUCAUGGCCUGCCAGAUUUUCGCUUUGAGACCAUCCCAGAUGGACUUCCUCCCUCGGAUGAUGAUGAUGUUACUCAGCACAUACCCUCUCUUUGUGACGCUAUCCGAAACAACUUCCUCCAACCCUUUUGCGACCUUCUUCAUACUCUUAGCCGUUCUGCCUCUGAGGGUCUCAUUCCGCCAGUUACUUGCUUAGUUUCUGACGGUUGUUGCCUUCCCUUUAUUUCACAAGCUGCUCAACAAUUUGCACUCCCUAACGUUACCUGUUGGCCCGCUAGUGCCUGUUCAUUAUUGUCUAUCUUGAACUAUCCCACGCUGGUCGAGAAAGGUGUCAUACCACUCAAAGAUGAGAGUUAUCUGACAAAUGGGUAUUUGGACUCCAAAGUGGACUGGAUUCCUGGAAUGCAGAACUUUCGGCUGAAGGACAUGGUUGACUUCAUAAGGACAACGGAUCCAAAUGAUACUAUGUUGCAGUUUUUCAUUGAAGUUGCAAAUAGAAUUGAAAGAAACUCUCCAAUUCUUUUGAACACUUUUGAGAGGCUUGAGGGUGAUGUACUGAAGGCUCUAUCCUCUAUGUUCCCUUCUCUUUAUACCAUUGGUCCUUUCCCUUUACUUUUGAAUCAAAGUCCGCAAAACCACUUGGGAUCUUUAGGUUCCAAUCUUUGGAAGGAAAACACGGAGUGUCUUGAUUGGCUAGAAUCCAAGGAAUCUGGAUCCGUUGUUUAUGUGAACUAUGGCAGCACCACUGUUAUGUCUGCAGAACAACUGUUGGAGUUUGCUUGGGGUUUGGCCAACAGCAAGAAACCGUUUCUGUGGAUCAUAAGGCCUGACCUUGUGAGUGGAGGAUCUGUGAUUUUGUCAUCAGAGUUUGUGAAUGAAACAAGAGACAGAAGUCUUAUAGCAAGCUGGUGUCCACAGGAGGAAGUGUUGAACCAUCGUUCAGUUGGUGGUUUCUUGACUCAUUGUGGAUGGAACUCAACCACUGAAAGUAUUUGUGCUGGAGUGCCAAUGUUGUGUUGGCCAUUUUUUGCAGAUCAGCCAACAAACUGUAGAUAUAUGUGCAAUGAGUGGGAGAUUGGGAUUGAGAUUGAUAAUAAUGUGAAGAGAGAGGAGGUGGAGAAGCUGGUGAAUGAAUUGAUGGUGGGAGAAAAGGGAGAGAAGAUGAAAGAAAAGAUCAUGGAGUUGAAGAACAAGGCAGAGGAGGUUACCAGGCCCGGUGGCUGUUCAAGCCUGAACUUGGACAAGUUUAUUAAGAAGUUGCUCAAACAAUAUUAG